Molecule: messenger RNA, 2505 nt
Organism: Pollicipes pollicipes
Lineage: Eukaryota; Metazoa; Arthropoda; Thecostraca; Pollicipedomorpha; Pollicipedidae
Product: ATP-binding cassette sub-family F member 3
Exons: 16
Coding region: 98-2224 (708 amino acids)
Molecular function (GO): ATP hydrolysis activity; ATP binding
Source: RefSeq, a predicted model, not a curated record
CUUGCACAACGUUGCCCUGGGCACUGCCUUGCCGACGAGUGACGGCCAGCUGCCACGAUUGGGUCCGUGCUGGGGCGCGUCAAUUAGAGGCAGGACAAUGGCAGCCCGAAUUGUUCGCGAUGCCUUCCCACACAUGGACGAAGAUCUGUUCCAGUAUGUGGAAGGGGUGCUCGACUCGGGCGAGGAGUUUGAGUCCGGCGAUGACGUGUACGAGGCGAUCGGCGGCAUCGUAGAGCAGGUGGCCGGCGACGACAGCGAGCACGUGGUUCGCCUGCUUUGUGACCGGGUGAUGGCGCAGCUGCGAGUUAGUGCUCCGGACGGCCACCAGGUGGCCAACGGCGGCCGGAAGCGACUGGAGGCGCCCGUGCACCUGGGUUCGCUGGCCGGAGACGACACGGUCCAGGAGAUGCCCAGCAUCUGGCUGGCGCAGAAGGAGGUCGUCUCGCGCGUGGACACCAAGAAGCUGGAGAAGGCUGAGGAGAAGAUCAAGAAGAAGCUGGAGAAGCAGAGCGCGGCACCGGCGCCGGCGGCGGCCAGCCUGGCCGAGAAGACGGCCAGCGCCUCGCAGGUCAUCUCCAAACGCGACGUGCGCGCAGAAGCCCGCGGCGCCAACAUGUGCAAGGACAUUCGCAUCGAGAACUUCGACAUUACCAUCGGAGACAAGGUGCUGAUGACCGGGGCGGACAUAACGCUGGUGUACGGCCGGCGGUACGGCUAUGUGGGCAGGAACGGCCUCGGCAAGACCACCAUGCUGCGAAUGAUUUCCAGCGGCCAGCUGGUGAUCCCCUCGCACGUGAGCGUGCUGCACGUGGAGCAGGAGGUCACCGGCGACGAGACGGAGGCGCUGCAGUCGGUGCUGGAGUGCGACACGGCGCGGGAGGAGCUGCUGGCGCGGGAGCGCCACCUCACCGCGCGCAUCAACGACGGCCACCAGGACGCCAACCUCUCGGAGCAGCUGUCGGAGGUGUACGCGCGCCUGCAGGCCUCGGACGCGGACCGGGCGCCGGCGCGCGCAGCGGUUAUCCUGCGUGGUCUCGGCUUCAGCCCCGAGAUGCAGAAGCGGCCCACCCGCGAGUUCUCCGGCGGCUGGCGGAUGCGGCUGGCGCUCGCCCGCGCCCUCUUCUCACAGCCGGACCUUCUGCUGCUGGACGAACCGACGAACAUGUUGGACAUGAAGGCCAUCAUCUGGCUGGAGGACUACCUGCAGACGUGGCCGUCGACGCUGCUGGUGGUGUCGCACGACCGCCAGUUCCUCGAGGUGGUGCCCACCGACAUCCUCUUCCUGCACAACCAGAAGAUCGACUGCUACAAAGGUAACUAUGAGCACUUUGUGAAAGCCAAGACGGAGAAGAUGAAGAAUCAGCAACGGGAGUAUGAAGCUCAGAUGGCGUUUAGGGCACACGCCCAGGAGUUUAUCGACAAGUUCAGAUAUAACGCCAAGAGAGCGUCGCUGGUCCAGAGCAAGAUCAAGAUGCUGGAAAAGCUUCCGGUGCUGGUGCCGAUCGUGCCGGAGGGGGAGGUGGUGCUCAAGUUCCCGCCAACCGAGCCGCUAAACCCGCCCGUGCUGCAGCUGGACGAGGUCGACUUCCGCUACCCCACUUCCGACCGCUACAUCUUCCGCAAGGUCGACCUCAGCACCAGCAUGGAGUCACGCAUCUGCAUUGUGGGAGAGAACGGCGCCGGCAAGACGACGCUGCUGAAGAUCCUGAUGGACGACCUGUCGCCGGUGGCUGGCAUGCGGCACGCGCACCGCAACCUCAAGAUCGCGUUCUUCUCGCAGCACCACGUGGACCAGCUAGACAUGACCGUGCACUCGAUCCAGCUGCUGGCCAAACGGUUCCCAGGCCGGCCGGUGGAGGAGUAUCGUCAGCAGCUGGGCAGCUUCGGCGUGUCCGGGGACCUGGCCACGCAGCAGGUGGGCAGUCUCUCCGGGGGUCAGAAGUCGCGCGUGGCUUUUGCCGCGCUCUGCAUGGCGCGACCCAACUUCUUCAUACUGGACGAGCCGACCAACCACCUGGACAUCGAGACGAUCGAGGCGCUCGGACACGCCAUCAACCGCUUCAACGGUGGCGUGAUCCUCGUCUCUCACGACGAGCGCCUCAUCCGCAUGGUGUGCCGCGAGCUCUGGGUCUGCGCGGACGGCACCGUCAAGGCGCUGGAGGGCGGCUUCGACGAGUACAAGACGAUCGUGCGGCGCGAGAUCGAGGCGGCCAACGCCGGCUGAUGCCGGCCCCCAUCUAGGCCCGAUCUAAUGGAAUUGGAGGACGGCGCGGGUCCGACCGGCGCGCGCGCGGAGGCUUCAAGGCAGGGGCCGGAGAGCGGGCGGAUUGGGAGGACGGUGUGGGGUGAUGUGCCUCUGCAGUGGCGACGGGCGAUGCGGGCCACGCGACCAAUGCUCUGUUUAGCUUUGUUGAAAAUGUGCUUCUCACGCUAGCUGGAGGCUUUGUCAAAAGCCCUUGAUACGCUGAACAUGUAUCAAACCGAAUUUGCUAAUACAACACACGG